UGCGGAAAUGGACAUUGCAUAGUCUUGAGAGAGAUAAAAUGUGAAUAUCGGGAUUCUCUUGAACUUGUCCCAGCCAAAAAUGGGCAUCUCAAUGACUUUUCUUUGUUCAAGUGGAUUUACGGGAAGGCUCUUGCGUCGCUCUUUUAUGGAAACUUUCCACUCGACAUUGAUUGAAUUGGGAGACAAAUGUUCUGUCUAGAAACGCAAUUUGGAUGACAAGACUCUAUAUUGUAGUGUAAAAAAUGUAUUGUUCGCACCUUUUUGUUUAUUCCUCUAUGUGUUCUAAUGGUUCUAACGCUUUGAUUAGAAAUUCAUGAAACUGUUUUGAGCUGGAAUGAAAAAGUUCUCACUCUAGGCAAAAUAACAGAAGCGAAAAAAUUAAUUUUCCUAAUUAAAAGAGAGCUCUUGUUGAUGAAAGAUGAUCAGUGAGAAAGCAGGAGGAAGAGAGUAAAAGAACGCAAAUGACGAGAUCUUUCUUCAGACGUCUCUGGAACCUUCUUUGUUCUCGAAGGCACGUCUUAGUCACGACGUCUAGAGGCAUUGUUAUUGCGAAAGGUUGCAAAAUAUUGAAAGAAGUAAUUUAUAGACACCACUGUCGAUGCUUUUCGUGAGGCAAAGACUGCACUGAGAGAAUUCCCCUCCACUUCGAAUGACCCUGCCAGUUAUAUCACAACCAUAGCGUUAUAAGAUAUAGCGAAUUAACCACAGCUCUUUUCCGCUCUCGCAUCUGCAAAUAAUGUUAGUUUGCUCGGAAACUGCGGAAAAGACGGUUCAUUCGGAGAUCAAUCUGUGAUUGUAUCGAAUUUCCUGCAACUUCAGGAUUACCAUCAAACUUGAUCAUCUUCUAAAAAUCCCCCUAAAAAGAGGAAUAGAAAUAGUGUGACAGUGGAAGUUGUUGUGAAAGUGAAAGUAAAUAAACACAAAAUUUCCAGUGGAACAAUUGGAGAAAGAUUACAAAAUAGAGACGAUAAAGAGUCAGUGAGGAAAUAAUCACACUUUCACAACUCAAUGUGGCGUCGUGCCAAAUUAAAUAACUCACGAGACUCAUAGGAUAUUUUGUUUGGGCGUGCAAGAGUAACCCAAAUUCAGAAAUAGACGUCAGUCCUACCGCAUUUUGUGGAUAUAUAAUUGAAUCGGGCAAAAAAAUAGAAGAAAUGCCAGCUGAUUCUGUCUCCAGGAUGGAUUCCUCAGGAUCCGAUGGGAAUAGCAGUGACAACUUCAGCUCCUCUCCCGGAGCUUCGUCGUCCAGAGAGAGGACAGACAGUGAAAGUUCGGACGGACAAAUGCGCUUCGUGCUUCCGGGAUUGCCAGGAAGUGCUCCAAAGGUUCUGACAAUGAACGAAGUGAUGGAUUGUAUGAAGAACAUCCAGAACAUGACACUGGCUCAUGAGAUUGCCAUCAAUCCGGAGUUCAAGCUGCAGCCUUUUGAGCCACCCGAGAAUAGUCUGGAGCGUGUGGUGAAGGACACGGUGCACAGGGCAUUCUGGAAUGUGCUGAGGGAGAAGCUCUCCAGCGAUCCACCGUGCUAUGAUCAUGCCAUUCAGCUGCUGCUGGACAUCAAGGAGAACCUGGAUCACAUCUUUCUCGACAACAAUCGACGCAUCAUGCAGAGAAUUUCCGAAGUGCUCGAUCCAAAGCUCAUUCAGCAGCAGGCUGAACAGGGAGUGCUGGACUUCCGGGCCUAUGCCAAUUUCGUGAUUGACAUCAUGGCCAAGUCCUGUGCACCGGUGCGCGAUGAGCAGAUCGCACAGCUGAGGGAUAUUGAGGACGUGGUGGACGUUUUCCGUGGCAUCAUGGAGGCACUGACAGUGAUGCGUCUGGAUGCGGCCAAUUUCUUCCUUGGCGCGGCUCGUGGGAAGGUGAUUGCCAACUCUGUGGAGUACGAGAAAUUGAAAUUCAAGGACUAUCUCAAGCACUACACUGCUGGUUUUCCCGCCACCGAGGCGUGGCUGAAGAGGAAUUUUGCCGCCUCCACGCCAGCGAGUAGUGACGAAGCUGGUGCAUCCCCGGUGAAAUACACAAUAGCCAAUGCCUAUGUUGAGUUGACAGAUUGGCAGGCGGAGAACGAAUUUCCCGAACUCUUGUCCAUGGACAAGGAGAGAAUUGAGACACUACAGAAGCGCAUAAAUCGAUUGUGUGCCUGCACAACUGUGCUGGCUAUUGCUUCUGGUGUGCCCAUGUUUGCACAGAAUCCUAAUAUGAAGGCGGCUUUCGCCCAGGAGGUAGAAAUUCUGCUGCAAGAUGUGCAGAAUGAGUCUCAGUUGGCGGAUGCCAUGGAGAAUGUGUGGGUGCACAUGAAGAGUGUCAUUGAGAAGCAUCAGAAAGUGUCUCUCGAUCAGGACACCGAUGACACGCUGAAGAAUCAAGUUCUUCAGGCGGCGCAGAAGGAUUCGCUGGUGCGCAAGUUGAUUUGGAAGCGAUUCACCACGUACUUGAGGAUGUGCAUGUACGCCAAAAACAUCCCGCCGACACCUCCAGGCUUCGUGGAGUUUGCCCGAGAGCUGGAGGCUGUGAGUAAUUCCUUCAAGUCCCUCACCUCAUACAACCACGCCGUUUAUGGGGAGUAUUAUCGGGAGAUGAUAUCGAAAUUUGAUGUAAGCUCCUAAGCAGGAUAUAGAGCGA
Messenger RNA from Phlebotomus argentipes, 2622 nucleotides. Its product is annotated as T-complex protein 11-like protein 1. The coding region runs from base 1155 to 2606 and encodes 483 amino acids. The record is from RefSeq and is a predicted model, not a curated record. Lineage: Eukaryota; Metazoa; Arthropoda; Insecta; Diptera; Psychodidae. The transcript is spliced from 4 exons. Gene Ontology annotation, biological process: signal transduction.